UUCGAAGUCGCAGAGAUGGCGAUGACGAUCGAAGUUUUUAUGCGUUGGUACAUUGGGUUCGGGAUCAUCACUUAUGCAUGCUCAACAGUACUUGCUGGACUUGCAUUUAUGUUCUCUGCUAGCAUUCUGUUGCAAAUCCUGGCUUGUGCUAUAUACAACAAUUGGUGGCCAAUGUUAUCAGCUCUCAUGUAUGUGUUGGUCCCGAUGCCAUGUCUAUUCUUCGGUGGUGGCUCCACUCAAUUCUUAACUAGCAGAGAUGGUGGGGGCUGGAUCAAUGCAGCGAAAUUCAUGACGGGUGCAUCAGCUGUGGGGAGCAUCGCCAUACCUGUUAUCUUGAGGCACGCACAUCUGAUUGAAACAGGAGCCAUGUUCAUUGAGUUCACAUCCUUCUUCAUCCUUGUCUGCACGGUCUUGUGUUUUCACGGCGUUAGCCUCGAAGAAGAUUGGUAAGAGCAGAUAAAGUGCAUCUCCGCACUAGAAUCUUCUUGUAUAUCCGAAAUAUCAUUGGAAAAAAAGAAGAUGAAACGGAAAAUCCUACUGAGAUAUAUCGAUUGAUAUUCAUAAAUGGAAUAAUUCUGGGGUGACAGGUUCCCCUUUGAGAUUGAUGGUCGCAGCCAUGAUAUGCUCAUCCAUUUUGUAGGAAUGUUCUUUAGCAAAUUGGACUGUUAUGAUGCAAAUGUAAUAGAAGUUCUAUGAAGUGUA
Magnolia sinica is the source of this 702-nucleotide messenger RNA. Its product is annotated as vacuolar protein sorting-associated protein 55 homolog. The record is from RefSeq and is a predicted model, not a curated record. Lineage: Eukaryota; Viridiplantae; Streptophyta; Magnoliopsida; Magnoliales; Magnoliaceae. The transcript is spliced from 6 exons. Gene Ontology annotation, cellular component: endosome. Gene Ontology annotation, biological process: late endosome to vacuole transport via multivesicular body sorting pathway. The coding region runs from base 16 to 450 and encodes 144 amino acids.